AUGAACCUUAAAUUUGCCAGCAAAGAAGAUGCUAUCGAUUUCUGCGUGAAGAAUAAAUGGACCUACGAAGUAGAGGCUCUCUCAAGGGGUAAGUUAGCACGUACCUAUCUAGACAUGUCACUGGCUUUUGCACCGCCAGAGGUGCGCCAGGGCGUGCCAGACCAUCGCAGUACUGUUCAGGCCCUUCUCAACGAGAAUUCCUCGUUGAUCAAAUCGAUAAGAGAUUACCUGAGUAUGGGGCGCACCGAAGAGGCGGCCAAAUACCAGCAGCUUCUACAUAGAAACCUCAUACACCUUGCUCAAGCAGCCGAUCAGUCUCUCCUGCCGCAGUUGAGGGACGAGAAUCCUCCAAACGAUGAGAACUGCGCACAACCUACACCUUCAUCGGAAACUGGUCCUCCUUCUGGAGCUCCGACACCUGUCACCGUCGCGCCGUCAUAUCCUGUGAAACAGCCUCCGCCAACACAGCCUCCUACAAUGAUGGCUCCACCAAUGAUGCCUCCUGUUCAACCUCAAGCAGCUCCUGUGCCACCAACAUCUCAACCUCAAAUGGGUAUGCCAAUGGGACCACCGCAAGGUUACGGGUACCCACCACAAGGUAUGCAUCCUGGAGCUCCAGUUGGUGGGCCACAGGUUAUGCCGACUGGCUAUCCACCGCAAGGUUACGAUCAGUCGAUGAUGUAUUCGCAACAACAACCUCCUCAACAACCACAGCAACAAUACAUGCGUUGA
Messenger RNA from Cooperia oncophora, 732 nucleotides. Lineage: Eukaryota; Metazoa; Nematoda; Chromadorea; Rhabditida; Trichostrongylidae. The record is from the annotation of a GenBank genome assembly.